AGCGACUAUCCGUUAAAAAUACGUUACACGACGUUUAUAAAACAACUACUGAAAAUAAAAAAGCGGUGAAAAAAUGAGUCUGCUUUACUCGUCCGAGGCGAAUCGAUACCCGACGAUGUGGAAUUUAUAAAAGUGGCUGCCCGAAGCCGGACGGAGCGUCUGCGCUCUUGCUUUUUCACGUGUCUCCAUGACUGCACCGCUCUCUCUCGUGCGCGCAGGCCGCGUGCGAGCGAGACGACCAUGUUUGUCAGCUUGCUUCUCGUUGCGCGUGUCUGUUUGCCGUUAUGCGCGUUGCCGUGUUUGUUCCGCGCUCUCGUUGCGAAGUGACGUGUCUCUAAUCGCGAUAAAUUGUAUCUAAAGUUUUGCGUCGACUAUUUCGAGUGCGGUGUAUGAUUUUCGUGCGGCGCCAACGCGACUCACUCAUGGCCUAAAUGUUGUAAGGUGUUCGAAACUCUAACAUGGAAAGGGAGAAGCGUCAAAGAGUAAGGAUGCCGCAGAUGGUCGUGAGCGGGGAGGAAGGCGGGGGGUGUGUGAAGGUGAAGGCCGAGGUCGCGGGCGCGGGGGCGACGGCGGUGGGGCGCAUGGUGGACUCGAGCCAGGCCGACGACCGCAAGCUGAUCCGCUUGGUGCGCGAGCGGAGGCUGCUGUAUGCGCGGAACAACAUGCCGGUGGCGAGCUACUACACGCAGGUGAAGAACCUGUGGGACGACGUCGCCGUGCUGAUGGGCUGGAGCGUAGCAGACGUGCGAAGGAAAUGGUCACACAUCAGAAACUCGUACUCCCGCCACCUGCGGAACGAGAUGCACGGCGCCUGCACCAGCAAGGGGCGCAUGGUGUCGCGCUGGUAUCUCGCAGACGAGCUGGAGUUCCUGCGCGAGCACAUGGCGACCGACAUGAGAUCUACACCUUACACGGCGUACGCGCCGACGUUACUCGAAAUGGAUCUCAACGAGUCGACCACUUCGGAAUCAGUCGAUGUAAAACCAUUCAUCCACAGUCCGUGGUUCGCGCUGAAUACUACGUCACAGUCACCCGGCUUGGAACACAAACCGCCUUCGACGCAUAAUGAAGACAGCUCCAGCUCAACGGCAUUCUCCCCAGAUGAAAACACAUCCUUUUUUCAAUUCUUCCGAGGUAUCCACAGUGAUUACUUAGAAUUACCAGCCAAGAAGCAGAGACGAUUUAAGAGAAAAUGUUUAAAUUUCCUACACGAGCUGCUGGACGAGGAAGACAGCGACCAGCCAAUACAGGAUUAUCCACACCAAGCGAAUGUGCUGAAUUUAUCCAACUCGGGUCAUGUUAUGGGAGACGACAAAGACGUUAAGCCGAUAGUAGAGGACGGAUACAUUCUUCCCAAUAACUGAUACUGUUGUAAGACAUUGUAUUGUUGAUACGAUUCGACGGGUGUUUCCCGGUGUUCGCUUGUGAGACAGAUUCACUGGCGUGGCUUAUGCAAGUUCCUAAGAUUAUUGUUAGUCAAUAACUAAUUAAAUAUAUGUUAAAAGGUCUUUUAAGAAAUAAAUCUAUUUUAUAUGUUU
Vanessa tameamea is the source of this 1538-nucleotide messenger RNA. RefSeq lists its product as uncharacterized. The record is from RefSeq and is a predicted model, not a curated record. NCBI's taxonomy places the organism in Eukaryota, Metazoa, Arthropoda, Insecta, Lepidoptera, Nymphalidae. The transcript is spliced from 3 exons. The coding region runs from base 459 to 1364 and encodes 301 amino acids.